CGGGGGGCGGAGGCUGCGACCGCGGCGGCGGGUGGAGCGAGGUGGAACCUUCUCCGGGCAGUGGUGGCAGCCGCAGGCGUGGUGGCUGAGGCGGCCGGACCCAGACCGGGACCCGGACGGCUGCGGCCCUCUCGGGGCCCCGAGGGCGCGCGGCGCGGGCAGCUUGGUGUGCGCCCUAGCGGAGAGGCGGGGCCGCAGGCCGGCCGGACACGAUGAACUACCUGAACGUGCUGGCCAAAGCCCUCUAUGACAACGUGGCCGAGUCCCCGGAUGAGCUCUCCUUCCGCAAGGGUGACAUCAUGACGGUGCUGGAACGGGACACACAAGGCCUGGAUGGCUGGUGGCUCUGCUCGCUGCAUGGGCGCCAAGGCAUUGUGCCCGGGAACCGCCUUAAGAUCCUGGUGGGCAUGCACGACAAGAAGCCAGCAGGGCCCGGCCCUGGCCCACCUGCCACCUCGGCCCAGCCCCAGCCUGGCCCCCACGCCCCGGCUGCCCAGUACACGCCCAUGCUGCCUGCCACAUACCAGCCCCAGCCCGAUAGCGUGUACCUGGUGCCCACCCCCAGCAAGACUCAGCAAAGCCUCUACCAAGCCCCUGGACCCAGCCCACAGUUCCAGUCUCCCCCAGCCAAACAGACAACUAUGUUCUCAAAGCAGAUGCCCCAUCACCCUUUUCCCAGCCCAGCUCCAGACCUUUACCAGGUGCCCCCAGGGCCUGGCAGCCCUGCCCAGGAUAUUUACCAGGUGCCACCUUCUGCUGGCGUAGGACAUGACAUCUACCAGGUGCCCCCAUCCAUGGAUGCACGCAGCUGGGAGGGGACGAAGCCACCGGCAAAGGGCUCCAGCUGCACGUUUCGUCUGGGGCCAAGAUGGGAGGUGGUGGUACCCACCCGUGUGGGACAAGGCUAUGUGUUCGAGGCCUCCCAGCCAGAGCAGGACGAGUAUGACAUCCCACGCCACCUGCUAGCCCCGGGGCCCCAGGACAUCUACGACGUGCCCCCUGUUCGGGGGCUGCUUCCCAGCCAGUAUGGCCAGGAGGUAUAUGACACGCCCCCCAUGGCUGUCAAGGGUCCUAAUGGCCGGGAUCCAUCGCUGGAUGUAUAUGAUGUGCCCCCCAGUGUGGAGAAGGGCCUGCCAUUGUCCAACCACCAUGCCGUGUAUGACGUUCCUCCGUCGGUGAGCAAGGAUGUGCCUGACGGCCCACUGCUGCGUGAGGAGACCUAUGACGUGCCCCCCGCCUUUGCCAAGGCCAAGCCCUUUGACCCAACCCGCCACCCGCUGGUCCUCGCCGCACCCCCUCCGGACUCGCUGCCGGCUGAGGAUGUGUAUGACGUGCCGCCCCCCGCUCCUGACCUCUAUGACGUACCCCCUGGCUUGCGACGGCCCGGUCCCGGCACCCUCUAUGACGUGCCCCGUGAGCGGCUUCUUCCUCCAGAGGCGUCCGAUGGCGGCGCGGCUGAUGACACCGUGUACGCGGUGCCGCCCCCGGCGGAGCGGGAGGCCCCUGCUGAUGGCAAGCGCCUGUCGGCCUCCAGUACGGGCAGCACACGCAGCAGCCAGUCGGCCUCCUCCCUGGAGGCUGCGGUGCCGGGUCGUGAGCCCCUGGAGCUGGAGGCGGCUGUGGAGGCCCUGGCACGGCUGCAGCAGGGCGUGAGUGCCAGCGUGGCGCACCUCCUGGACCUGGCGGGCGGCAUCCCCGCGUGUGGAGGCUGGCGUGGUGCCUCCGAGCCUCAGGAGCCGCCGGUGCAGGACCUGCGGGCCGCCGUGGCCGCCGCCCAGGGGGCUGUCCAUGAGCUGCUGGAGUUUGCCCGCGGUGCCAUAGGCAACGCUGCCCACACUUCUGACCGCACGCUGCACGCUAAGCUUGGCCGGCAGCUGCAGAAAAUGGAGGAUGUGUACCAGACGCUGGUGGCCCACGGUCAGGCCCUUGACGGUGGCCGGGGAGGCCCGGGGGCCGCUCCCGAAGACCUGGACCGCCUGGUGGCCUGCUCACGGGCUGUGCCCGAGGACGCCAAGCAGCUGGCCUCCUUCCUGCAUGGCAAUGCCUCGCUGCUCUUCAGACGGACCAAGGCCCCUGUCCCGGGGCCUGAGGGGGGCGGCUCCCUGCACCCCAACCCCAUCGACAAGGCCAGCAGCAUCCAGUCCCGGCCCCUGCCCUCACCUCCUAAGUUCACCUCCCAGGACUCACCAGAUGGGCAGUAUGAGAACAGUGAGGGGGGCUGGAUGGAGGAUUAUGACUACGUCCAUCUACAGGGGAAGGAAGAGUUUGAAAAGACCCAGAAGGAACUGCUGGAAAAAGGCAACAUCAUGCGGCAGGGGAAGGGCCAGCUAGAGCUGCAGCAGCUGAAGCAGUUCGAGCGACUGGAGCAGGAGGUGUCGCGGCCCAUCGACCACGACCUGGCCAACUGGACGGCAGCCCAGCCCCUGGCCCCAGGGCGGCCGGGCGGCCUGGGGCCCUCGGACCGGCAGCUGCUGCUCUUUUACCUGGAACAGUGCGAGGCAAACCUGACCACCCUGACCAACGCCGUGGACGCCUUCUUCACCGCCGUGGCCACCAACCAGCCGCCCAAGAUUUUCGUGGCGCACAGCAAGUUCGUCAUCCUCAGCGCCCACAAGCUGGUGUUCAUCGGGGACACGCUGUCACGGCAGGCCAAGGCGGCCGACGUGCGCAGCCAGGUGACCCACUACAGCAACCUGCUGUGUGACCUCCUGCGUGGCAUCGUCGCCACCACCAAGGCUGCCGCCCUGCAGUACCCGUCACCCGCCGCCGCCCAGGACAUGGUGGACCGGGUCAAGGAGCUGGGGCACAGCACCCAGCAGUUCCGCCGGGUCUUGGGCCAGCUGGCCGCCGCCUGAGAGCACGGGACCAGAGAGGUGGGGGUCAGGGGAGGAGGGCGGCACCCGCCCUGAGAGAGUCGCCAUGCUGCAGGCGCGGGGACAGGCACCCCAGCUCUGCCCGGGCCUGGUGCCCCAGACUGUCCAGGGGUUUGUACAUAUUUAUGAUGGGGCAGGAUAUGGGACGGGGCCUCCUCGGAGGAGCCCAAGCAGAGCUGGACCCCCCGGGAGCCGAGCCUGAGGAGGGAGCUGGUGGUCUUCCCUGAGUACCCUGGGGGCCAGGCCAGCCGCACAGGCCCCCCCACCCACAUGGCCUCAGACGACCCCUUGAGCUCCCUUGAGCUGACCCUCGACCCACAGGAGUGCCAUGUUCCCCCGACAGUGCAAGCGCCACUGUAACCAGGAGAAGAACCCAAACACUAUUUUUCAUUAUUGAUUUUCCAAUCAUUUGACUAAUAGUCUACAUUUAAAUAAAAGUUUAAAAAUGAAAAGCGGCCUCUGGUGUGAGAGGCAGGAGGGCCCCUG
Molecule: messenger RNA, 3359 nt
Organism: Panthera uncia (snow leopard)
Lineage: Eukaryota; Metazoa; Chordata; Mammalia; Carnivora; Felidae
Gene: BCAR1
Product: BCAR1 scaffold protein, Cas family member
Exons: 8
Coding region: 213-2855 (880 amino acids)
Biological process (GO): cell surface receptor protein tyrosine kinase signaling pathway; cell migration
Cellular component (GO): plasma membrane; focal adhesion; cytoplasm
Molecular function (GO): protein binding
Source: RefSeq, a predicted model, not a curated record